AUGAACACUCACGAUGUCUCAGACAUUCCACAGUAUUUCGAGUUCCUGCGUCGGCAGAGGCAGAGUCUCCAAGAGGCACAAUCUCGUGAAGGACAACGCCCUCAAGAAAGACGAUCCAGGGAAGAAAUCAUAAUGAGGUUCAGAUUCAUGGGGACGGCUGGACGAGGCUCCUACGACAAGUUCAACCUACGAUCCUCAUUCAUCCCUCCAGCUUAUCCUCCCUGCACCAGUGCCUUAGCCGAACUGAAGAAAACGAUGAUCAAAGAUCUUCUCCUGGAAACUCACCACCGAGGCACUUAUCUACUAUUAAGGUCAAUUACCCCGCCAGCCAAGUUGAAUGCGGUUAUGACCAUUGUGGAAGACGAAAGCCAGGACGUCGUCAUGUUGCAGCUGUACUAUCAAGAGGGAGGUAAUGACAGCAAGAUUGAGGACAUCGCUGGAGAGGGCACGAUCCUGAUUGUGCGAGAACCAUACUUCAAGUUAAUGUCGGAUGGAGAGUAUGGACUCCGCGUUGACCAUCUCUCGGAUGUGACAUAUCUUCCAGCAUACGAUCAGGGAGUCCCGAAUCAUUGGCAGAAAGAUAUCAUAGUGGGUAGCGCCUCGGUCGACGAUUGGAAGAUCAAGGGAAACGACUUCUACAAAGGUUCCAAGUAUAGAGCUGCUAUUGAAUGCUAUACGAAAGCCCUCGAUUGUUCUCCGACAGAAGACAAAUCUCGCACCAUCAAGAUCAAUCGAGCUCUCGCAUACAUCAAGACGAGGCAAUUCGAAGCCGCUCUCUUCGAUCUGGAAUACGAUCCGUCUCCUCAAAAGCCAAACGAGAAAGCUCUCUUCAGUAGAGCACUAGCAUUGUACUGCCUCCAGAGAUAUCGAGAAUGUCGUGAGAUUCUCAAAACUGUCCUUGUGAACUAUCCUGGUAAUGCACCGGCCAAAACAAAACUCACUCGAACCAUACAACGGCUUGCAGAGCAAGAAGGUGGAAAGUACAACCUCACCGGUUUGCGCACGGAGGCCGCUAAACUGCGACCGCCGCAGCUAGACCAUGCUACAUUUUCAGGUCCGGUUGCAAUCAGAACGUCAAAUGGUCGGGGGCGGGGUCUCUUUACCACAAGAGCAGUCAAGGCUGGCGAGCUUCUUUUGUGUGAGAAAGCAUUCGCGUAUGCCUUUGAUGAUUCUCAGAAGGCAACGGCCGGGGGCAAUUCGACUAUCUUGAUCAACGCAGAAUCUAACUCCAUAACUAUUGGGGCUCAGGCGGAACUCAUCCAAUUGAUCGUCCAAAAGAUGUAUCGGAAUCCGUCCUCGGCGACUACCAUCACCAAUCUUCAUCACGGCUCGUAUGAACCUGUCAAGGUUACCGAGGUCGAUGGCACACCAGUGGUUGAUACAUUCCUCGUUGCGCGCAUCAUAAGCCUGAAUUGCUUCGGAUGUUCACUCUCGUCUCGCGAGACCCAUCUACAUCUUUUGAAGGGCAAGGAAGGACAGAGCACUCAUAUCUAUGACGAUCGAUUCCACUCUUGCGGGAUUUGGGCGAUGGCAUCAUACAUAAAUCACUGCUGCUACAGUAACUCCAGACGGUCUUUUAUCGGCGAUAUGAUGCUGGUGCGCGCAACGCAAGACCUUGCAGCUGACACAGAGAUCACAUUCUGGUACCACUCGCCUGGCGUCAAUGACUACGACGAGCGACGGAAAAAGUUCCAACAUUGGGGUUUCAUGUGCGACUGCGCCAUGUGCCAGGAUGAAAUGGCCACGAAGAAGAGCGUCUGGGCAAAAAGAACCAAGUUGAGGGCAGACGCUCUGAAGGUCUUCAAAUCUGACAGCAAAGCGAAUAUAACCCAGGUUGAGACCGUCCUCGCCGAGCUUGUUGCUACAUAUCCUCGACCAGCUUCUGAUGUGCCUCGUCUCAGUGUGUGGGACGGCCAGUUGGCCCUCGCAAAGAUGUGUCUCGCGCAUCGGCAACCACUCAAAGCCGUCGAAUGGGGGGUGAGCGCUCUGGAAUCUCUCGGCUAUGUGAUAGAAGGAGGAAGACUGCCGCGCACCAUAGGCACGCCCCUGGUUGUCAAGAAAUGGGGCUUGAUGCAGGACCACCUUGUCGAGUGCUGGAUGGUCCUCGCCAGGGCUUACAGCCUGGUGGCUCCCGAUCUCGAGGUUCUAGCGAUCGAGUACGCUAGGAAUUCAUACAAGAUUUGCGUGGGCGAAGACGACAGUUUUGACGAGACAUACGGCAGGAUAUUCAGGGGCGCCUAG
Fonsecaea pedrosoi CBS 271.37 is the source of this 2241-nucleotide messenger RNA. RefSeq lists its product as uncharacterized. Gene Ontology annotation, molecular function: protein binding. The record is from RefSeq and is a predicted model, not a curated record. Bases 1 to 2241 code for a protein of 746 amino acids. Lineage: Eukaryota; Fungi; Ascomycota; Eurotiomycetes; Chaetothyriales; Herpotrichiellaceae. The transcript has 3 exons.